AUGUCUGCCGCUCCCUCUGUCGAGAUGCCCAUCCGUACGUCUACUGGACUUACGGAUGAUGCCGUCCCUGAGUUCGACCCUCAUACCACAACCGGCGUCCUCGCUGAGCGCCUCCAGGCCUGGAAGCAUGCCUGUGGCUACCUCGAGGACUACAUGUCCGCCAUGGAGAAGGCCCAUGGCAAGCAGGCCAAGGAAUAUGAAAAGGUUCUUAAGACCAUCUCCAACCCUCUUCGCGAGGGCCACCACUUCGACCAGAACGUUGGCGGUAUCGCCGGAUUCUUUGAGAACAUGCGCUCUAACACACAGGCUAUGAUCAACACGAGCAUCGAGACUGAGAAGAGCAUCAAGGGCUCCGUCCUUCCCAUCCUUGAGCGCCUCCACAAGGAGAUUAAGCACAAGGCCAAGGAGCUCGAGAGCGGUGCUGGUGCUAGCGCCAAGGAGGUUGAGAAGCUUCGCAACACCACCCAGAAGCAGAUCGAGCUCCUCGGCGAGAAGACCGCUGCCUUCGACUCUACUGGUGGCAAGUUCUCUGGUACCGACGACCCUUACAUUGUCCGCCGUGGUGUUGUCCACCGCCUCAGCAACCAGGUCAUUGCUGAGAACAACCACAGCAAUGAUCUUAUCUCUGUCCAGAACAACUUCCAGGUGUUCGAGGGCAACAUUAUCCACACUCUCCAGCAGGCCAUGCAGGCCUUUGCCCAGCUCAGCGGCGGCCAGAGCGAGAAAAUUACCGCUCUCCACAACGACAUGCUCGGCACGAUCCAGUGUGUCCCCAAGGAGUUUGAAUGGAUCAACUUUGUCAGCCGCUGCAGCGACGUUCUUGUUGACCCUCAGGAGCCUGCUCGCUCCAUUGAUAACGUUACCUUUGCCAACGAAGACCACCCCUCCACCAAGGCUCUUAUUGAAGGCACUCUGGAGCGCAAGUCCAGAAACAAGCUGUCCUUUGGCUGGUCCACUGGUUACUACGUUGUUACCCCUUCCCGAUUCCUCCACGAGUUCAAGGAUACCGACGACAACCGCCAAGAUCCCAAGCCCGAGCUCUCUCUCUUCCUCCCCGACGCUACCAUUGGCAUUCCUAGCGAAAACAAGUUUAACAUUCGUGGCAAGGACAAGAGCGGUACUUUGAGCAGCAAGUUUGCCGGUACCACCGAGCUCAGCUUCAAGGCUCACACCGCUGCCGAUGCCCAGAAGUGGUUCCAUAUUAUUCAGGCCGUCUGUGGAGCUACUGCUCCCGCCGAGGCCAACUCGGAUCCUAGCUCACCAGCUUCUCCUGCCGCUGCUUCUCCUGCUGCUGUUGGAGCUGCUUCCCCCUCAAGCACUGCUGCUGUUGUCGAUGAGAAGGCCGCCGUCCCCGCCACCGAUGAUCUUAAGAUGAACACACCCAUUGCCAGCCCUCCUGUUGCCAGCCCCGUGGCUGCCGCCCCGGCCGCCGCCACUCCCGCUCACCAGCCUCAAGAAACUGGUAUCCUCGGCACGCCAGUCACUUCUGCCGCUCAAACGGCAGCCCUCACUGCUGUCCAAGGCCACGCCAAGGUUGACGAGAAGCCUGUCGUUGGAUCUGCCAUUUAA
Messenger RNA from [Torrubiella] hemipterigena, 1569 nucleotides. The record is from the annotation of a GenBank genome assembly. Lineage: Eukaryota; Fungi; Ascomycota; Sordariomycetes; Hypocreales; Clavicipitaceae.